AUGUCCCCAGGGGCUCCCUUUCGCGACUCCAAGCCAGAUCUCGACUCGGUCGGCUACAACUACGCAGAUGACCCAACAUGGCAGAGGAAACCCUUGACGCCUGCUCAGAUCCUCGUCCACGAUGUGAAGCUGGAGAGACUGCGGGCGGACCGCGGUCCCAUGCUCGAGUGCAAUGAACGCUUUGCCCAUACUUUGGUUCCCAAAACUGCAGCUUGCACACCGCCUGCAAGCCUGCUCAGAAUUGGCAAUGUGACCAGUAAUCCCAUCGAGAAGCAGAAGUUCACGGAUCUGGAGGAAGACUUCGGCUGGAUAAGAUACCUGCGGUCCCCCCAAUUCCAGGCUAACGACGAGGACGCUGUCAAAUGUCGAUGGAUCCAUUGUAGCAGCAAGUUCCCUGAGUACCUCAAGGGAUUUCUGUGGGCUUUGUCUGACGAUGUUGCCACUGUGGCCGAUGCCAUGCGUAUGCUUGACAGCGCCAUGGAGCGACAAACUCGAUUCUCGAAGCACGGAAAGUACUUUCAGCCGUUUUCCCAAGUUCUCAGAUCUGCUCCAGUUACUGCAAACGACAGUAUAUAUCCAAUGCUCAUUUCUCUGCCGUUCCUGGACUGGGGGCUGAGAGGUUCCAAUCCUCCCCUGCGUUUCCAGGUUGACAAGCGCGAGGGCUUCCUUUCCUCGAGGUCAUCCGCGCAUGUCAUGCGUUCCAUACUGCAAUACUAUUAUCGACUGGAGGAUACACAGGAUCGGGAAGAUUCGCAGGUGUUUUCCCGACACACUCCCUGGCGCACGAAUCGCGAAUUAGAUCUCAAAGUCCGUCAGUGGUACGGGCAGUAUCCCACGACACUCAAUGUGGACGAAAUAUGGAUUCUAGCUAUCGACGCAGAGCACAUUGUGACCUUCUCAAGCAACCAGACGUGGAAGUCUCGAUGGCCGCCGUUCCAGCUCACAUCCCGCAUCGCAGACGUGUCCUUUCGAGGCAUUCGCAAUCACUACUUUCGCUCCGACGAAAAGCGGGAGUACACUGCCAUGACCCAUGCCAUUGCAUGCUUGAGCGGUGCACUCGGCAUGCUGCACCGAAGCUUUUGGUCAGAUCUGUACCUUUGUCUCGCUGAUCGAUAUGCCGGACAUCUGGGACAUCUGCAGUACCGACUACACCGAGCGCCCUCUACUAAGCUUGUCAUGGACCUGAUCUCCUGUCAAGAGGAGCUCAAUAUCGUCAUUCACAUCACGGAACAACAGCUGGACGCCAUUGGUGACUUACAAAUGGCCCUAGAUGCGUUCCAUGCGAAAAGCGACACCAAACGACCGCCAUCUACAAGAACAUCUGUCCGCGGAGUUAAUCAUCCUGACGAGCAAGAGCUACCGAAGGAACUCGUGUCUCGGCGUUCCACAUAUCGGCAGCUAUCGGCAUCAGUCUUGUCCGAUCCCAUGGCCCAAUUGAUCGACAAUCUCGAGCGAGAACUGGUAGAUCUACGCGACCUGCGUGACAAUACCGACCGCUUGGUGACACGCACGAUCCAGCUUGUCAAUAUCCGCCUGGAAGAUCAUGGCAAAGCUAUUCUGGUGUUUACGGUGGUCACUAUCAUCUUCCUCCCCUUGAACUUCGUUAGCUCCUUCUUCGGAAUGAAUUUUCGUGACAUCAGAGAUAUGGAAACGACACAGUGGCUUUUCUGGGCUGUCGCUAUAGCAGUAACUGUUAGUGUUGUGGCAUCAUCAGUGUUCCUGGCUUUCAGCGGUAGCCUACUACUCGAGAAGCUGCACAUGUGGCGAGAUGCCAGACGAGAUACCCGAAUGUUCACGACUUCUUCCUUGAGACAGGGAACGGACACUCAUAUUCGUUCUGGAUUUCGCGUUCAUGGCACCGACAAGGAUGCUUAUGGGGGUUCUUCUAUGCAGGCUGGAUGAUUGCAUCUAGUGCCCACCAAUGAUGAAUGAGAUGAGAGUUCUACGCACUUUGGAAUUGUAUGCAACAUCAGUGCAUAAGUCUAUAUAUCUAGAGCCCUAAGCUCCUCCAACAAAGAUACUCAGCAGGCGAGGAUUGCCAUCUGACAGGGUGCCACUCUGAUCAACACCGCCAGUCGGAUUGACAUCAUCGUAGCUGAAAGCAUAUCCUCUGCCAUCCGGUUGGUUUCGGUGAACAAUCUGCGAGUACCAGUUGUGUUGCGCAUUCUGAUAGUAUGUGGGAGCAGCUGGUCCGGGCUGUAAAGGGCUUUUCAGCAUGGUUCCGCGGUUAAAUGCUGCGCAGAGCCUGGGGACGACCGCUCGAUGAACAGCGUUAUCGGAGGCCUGAAUGGCGAAUGGUCCAGUGUUACAGCCCCAGAUAUCCUCCGUCGACGGCCUGGCGUACGCGCGGUUGUCCCCGUCACAGAAAAGGGAGUCACCAUUGACACGACAGUUCACUCUGCCAGCUCCGGAUUGCGUAUCGAUUGUUAAGGUUCUGGUAGCGUAUCUUGCCCAGACACGAUCAACAUGACCUGCCAUGAAGUUAUUCAGCCAAUCGGGGUUCGACUGCGAGAAGGGGUAAGGAGCCACCACUCGGAGGAAGCCACUGCUACCACUCUGACAAAGGUUGCUCCAAGCUUUCCCGUCCUUUUGCUGUCGGCUUGCCAGCGCGGAGCAGACAGCAGUCACUCCGCCAGGUCGAAGUCCCAUGACUGUUUGUGUUUCCCCCGACCCUGGAGUCAUGGACAUGCCAAGAGCCAAUCCCACAAAAUCAACAUAACUCAGAUUUGCAUACAGUCCACCAGCAUUGUUCGUGAAUUCUACAAAUCCCCAGUCGACUCCUGCCGACGGAUCUCUGGGAUUGGCAAAUGAAGGCUGGACCUGCGCCGGAGCGUUUGUGGCAGAGUUCCAGAUGGUAUAGAAAUGUAGAUCGCCUUUGGCAAACCAUAUCCUGCCCGACGAGACAUAGUCGGGCAGCGUAAUUGGCGUAGUACUGCCUUGUGCGGUUUUCAGUGGGAUGGCCAGAUUGCCGUUGGAAACCUCUCGAGGACUGGUGAAUGAAUCAUCGGCAGGGGGAUAAAAGAACUGGCCUGCAGUAAGGGACAUCAGCUAAUGUUGGCAGUACUCAAAUCGUGGUUGUUGAUAGCUCACCAUUGGGCUGAACAAAGACGACACGUCCACUGGGAUCCAACCCGGUAAUGUACGCAUUGACGGGGCCUCCUAUGUUGUUGACGAGAUUGAGUGGUAGUUGUCGAGUGGCCUGCAAGCUUAAUCUAUUGGUCUUGACUGUGGUAUUUGCCGGAAUCGGUGACGGAUUUGUAGCAUUGAGGGUGUUCGCUGCCGUAAUGACCAGAUCCUCCACGCCUCCUGGCAUCACCGGGACAGUAUCGAUCGCAUCCCUCACUGCCACAGACACAGCAGGGGCCGCAACGACCUGUCCAAUAAGACAUCCUGCAGCCAGCACAAGUCCCCUCCAAGAUGUACGCAUACUUGCUGCCAGGUCUCUCUCUCGCAAUGUGAUAAGAUAUCGAGCUAUCGAAAGGCCGCGAGGUUGCGAAAUUUAGAAAAGAAAAGCAGUAAAGACAGGUAGAAUGUAUGCUCUGAAAGGAGUGACAAGAGGCAAUACUUUGGCGAGAAAGAAUAAAAGAAUGUCAGAGCAGCGCUCAAGAUGGUUGUAUCGGCCCAAACUGGGAAAGCAGACGACAGCUCUGUAUCUAUUAUAUAUACCUAUACAUUUUCCCUUCAGUAGCCCAUACUGACUAUCUAACUCGGCCUCGGCCGUACGUAUCCCGCUCUCGGCUCCUGCAACCGACAUUCUAGCAG
Molecule: messenger RNA, 3762 nt
Organism: Sphaerulina musiva SO2202
Lineage: Eukaryota; Fungi; Ascomycota; Dothideomycetes; Mycosphaerellales; Mycosphaerellaceae
Exons: 1
Coding region: 1-1902 (633 amino acids)
Biological process (GO): transmembrane transport; metal ion transport
Cellular component (GO): membrane
Molecular function (GO): metal ion transmembrane transporter activity
Source: RefSeq, a predicted model, not a curated record